Adelges cooleyi (spruce gall adelgid) is the source of this 1879-nucleotide messenger RNA. RefSeq names its product proton-coupled folate transporter-like. Gene Ontology annotation, cellular component: membrane. Lineage: Eukaryota; Metazoa; Arthropoda; Insecta; Hemiptera; Adelgidae. Gene Ontology annotation, molecular function: transmembrane transporter activity. The transcript is spliced from 6 exons. The record is from RefSeq and is a predicted model, not a curated record. Bases 320 to 1750 code for a protein of 476 amino acids. Gene Ontology annotation, biological process: transmembrane transport.
UUCGUGUUUCCAAACAAACGGCCUAAUGGCUUAUCUGUAUAUUAUUUUCAUAUCAAUGGUUUUACGAUUAAACCGUGCAAAGUCAAAUCAGUCGUCGCCGCUAACGUGGGGUGAAAACAGUCCCCUCCCAGGUGUGGCCACAUAAAUCUGUCGCCACGCAGCUCGUGUCUGUAAAAACCGGUCGCCGCCGACCUGACGAGGUACCUUUUAGCGGUUUUAACCGUACUGAGUCGGAUCAGUCGCCGCCAUUAAUGCGGUCUAGUCGAUCGGCGGCAAUGGUCGAGUGAAGACUCCGCGCGUAAUCGACUGGUUUCCGAAGAUGUUGACCUAUCUGAAGAGCAAACUGUCGGUGGAGCCGGUGGUGUUUAUGUACUUUCUGACCGCGGUGUUUUCCAACAACCUCAGCACGAACCUGUUGCUGUACAAAGCGUGCGACCCGUCGGGCGCGAUCGGCCAACGGGUGGGCGCCGGAUGCGACCACGAGACGGAUGCCCAGCACGUGGUGGCCCCCAUAAACGGCUGGAAGGGCCUGGUGCAGCAGGUCGUGCCCACCGUGCUGGCGUUGUUCGCGGGCACGUGGAGCGACCGGCACGGCCGCAGCCGGCGGCCGCUGAUUCUGUUGCCGGUCAUCGGGCAAAUCCUGUCCGAUCUGCUGUCCGUGUACUGCACGGUCAACUGGUCCAUGUCGCCGUGGCUCACCGCCGUCUUCCAGGUGACCGCGGUGACGGUCACGGGCGGCUCGGCCAUGUUGUUCAACGGCGUGAACUCGUACGUAGCGGACACCACGACCGAAGAAUGGCGCACCGUCAAGUUCGGCAUGGUGACGUGCGUGAUAUUCGUGGGCAGUAUAAUGGGCAUGCUGAUCUACGGGUACGUGGUCGUCAUGCUGGGCUUCGUGUCCGCGUACUUUGUGUCCAUCGCGUUGGGCACCACAACAAUGGCCAUGGCCUUUGUGUUCAUCAAAAACACUGCCGUGCCCUACAACAAAGAACCUCUGUUCCAAGAUAUAAUUCACACCAUCGACCCGUUGUCUGUUCUACGCACCUGCUGCCAAGUGAUGACCAAACGACGGACUGGUCACACAUCUUUGGUGCUCUGGCUCGUAGUCGUCCUGUGUGCACCUUUUACCUGCGUACCUCUAGACGGAGAAAUAUCAGUCAUGUAUUUGUUUUUGCGAUACAAGUUUCACUGGAACGAAGUCGAUUUCAGUAUAUUUAACGCUUACCAGAUGGUCAUCAUAUUAGGAGGUACUAUUUUUUCUCUAAGCAUUCUUAGCCAUAAACUCGGAUGGAACGACGCGUUGAUUGGAUUAAUAUCUUCGGUAUUUGACUUGUUGGCAUCUCUUUCAUUUUUUUUAGCCUCAAAGUCAUGGCAUCUGUAUUUAGUGCCUCCGUUGGAAUUUUUCCGAGGGGCUGCAUUUUCUGUAACAAGUUCAAUAGCUUCAAGAUGUGUCGGGCCAGAUGAAUUAGGUGCAAUGAACUCGAUUAAAAUAUCAAUAGAAAGUUCUAUGAAAGGUGUUUUUUUGCCAAUUUACAAUAUGUGUUAUAAUACAACUUUAGAGGUAAUGCCUAGUGGAUUUUUCUUAAUCAGCUCAUGUUUAACUGCUCCGCUGAUCAUCAUAUUCGGUGUAAUCUAUUUCUUAAGUCGGAACUCGAACAAGUCGCUGAACAUCAAUAGCAACACUAUAAGUAAACCUAAACGUGAGCAAAGUCUUAUGAAAAAAGGCGGUGUAAUAAACUAUCAUAUUUAAAUUAAAAAUUACAAUAAUAGCCAUCUAUUGUACAAUAUUUCGUAAAGACAUUAUGAAUAUUUUUUAAAAUUUUUGUUUUAUAAAGAACUAGUUUAUCUGUCUUUUAGUGAAAUAAAUUACAUUUAAAAU